This is a messenger RNA of Punctularia strigosozonata HHB-11173 SS5, 1892 nucleotides long. Its product is annotated as glycoside hydrolase family 72 protein. Gene Ontology annotation, molecular function: 1,3-beta-glucanosyltransferase activity. The coding region runs from base 26 to 1735 and encodes 569 amino acids. Lineage: Eukaryota; Fungi; Basidiomycota; Agaricomycetes; Corticiales; Punctulariaceae. The transcript is spliced from 8 exons. Gene Ontology annotation, cellular component: cytoplasm; fungal-type cell wall. Gene Ontology annotation, biological process: fungal-type cell wall (1->3)-beta-D-glucan biosynthetic process. The record is from RefSeq and is a predicted model, not a curated record.
UACCCACUCUUUCCCCCAUUAACAUAUGUCUUUAAUGCUCGGCCGCGCAGCCACUGCCGUCGCCGCUUUUGCGGCGUUUGCGUCGGGCGUCAAUGCGAUCUCCAAAAUCUCGGUGGGCGGGAGGUAUCUGUACGACGACUCCGGGAACAGGUUCUACAUCAAGGGCAUAGCCUACCAGCCUCAGGGCGAGGUUAUCGCCAGCUCCACGAAUACCUUCGGCGAACCUUCGACGUUCACUGACCCGUUGGCCAACGCUACCACUUGCUCUCGCGACGUCCAAUUCUUGACCGAACUCGGGGUCAACACCAUUCGAGCGUACAGCGUCAAUUCCUCGUUGAACCACGAUGAUUGCAUGUCGACGUUCAGUAAUGCUGGCAUCUACACCAUUAUCGACUUGUCGCUCCCCAACAACGGCUCAAUCGACCGUGAUUCGCCCUCAUGGGCAACGAACCUUCAGGACCAGUAUCUCAGGACCAUCGACGCUUUCUCCGCUUAUGACAACGUUCUUGCAUACAACGUUGGAAACGAGGUUGUCAUCAACUCGAACGGCACUGGCACGGCUGCUUUUCUCAAGGCGGCAGCUCGGGACGUCAAGGCUUACUUGAAGUCCAAGGGUUCCUCCGCACUGGUCGGCUAUGCCGCCAUCGAUGCGAGCGCGGAUUGGAGACAGCCUCUUGCUAGCUAUCUCGCUUGUGAUCCCUCCGACAGCAACUCUGGCGAAACCGCCAUCGAUCUCUACGGCCUGAACAACUACGAGUGGUGCGGUGACUCCUCGUUCCAGAGUAGCUACGCCGGUACGCAAGGCCAGUUCGCCGGAUACAAUGUACCGGCCUACUUCAGCGAGUUUGGCUGUCUCAAUGGCGAUUCGGCUCGGCCCUUCACGGAAGUCAGCGCGCUGUUGAGCAGCCAGAUGUCGGACGUCUGGAGUGGAGGCUUGGCGUUCAGCUAUUUCCCCGCCACCAGCGCCCAGGGUCAAUUCGGUAUGGUCACCAUCUCAGACGAUGGAAGCACUGUCACCACGUCUCAAGAUUUCGACAACCUCAAGUCCCAAUACACUUCUGCCACACCCCCGAACACCCCCAGCCAGAGCAACGCCGGUUCGACCAGCUAUCCGUCUUGCCCCUCCCAAAACGCCACCUGGCUCGCCUCCACCACACUUCCUGGAACUCCGAGCGACGAUGCUUGCUCUUGCCUCGACAAGUCCCUGAGCUGCCAGUUCAAACCCCACACCACCAAUGGCACGGAAAUCAACAUCAUCAUCGGCGAUCUCAUCGACUUCGGCUGCAGCCUAUUGGGACAAAUGUCGCUGGACUGCAACGCCAUCAGCGGUAGCGGCUCGCAAGGCGUCUACGGAGAUGUGCAGAGCUGCGAUCCCGCAACCAAGCUUUCUUUCGUAAUGAGCCAGUACUACGAGGCGAACAACCGGGACCCACAAGCCUGCAGCUUCGCCGGUAACGGAACCGUCAACACGUUAGCUCCCAGCAAGGCCUCCGCUGCUCAGGCGGCGGAGAGCACCUGCGUUACCGCUGGCGCCACGGGCACCUUUGUCCCGAGCUCGCCCCCCGUCCUCUCGGCGGCAGCUGCCACGUCUUCAGCGUCGAGCUCUGCGACGUCCGACAGCUCGUCCUCGAACAGCAGUGGCGCCGUCCCUCUCCUCGCCGACUCGCGAAGCCUUGUUGGCAUCGUCCUUGUUGCGCUUAUGACGGUUGCAGGAGGUCUGGUUACGCUGGCUUGAGACCUGAACUUCCGAAUGGACAAUGGCUAUCCUUACUCUGGACUGUAUUGGUUGAUUAAUUGUCUCGCGGCUCAGCCGCAUUCCGCUCCCUCCCGUUCCCCUGCGUUCUAUUCAGGAUCCUAUAACAAUAUACUAUCUUCUCGAGGAUGCACAGGCA